Molecule: messenger RNA, 1813 nt
Organism: Durusdinium trenchii
Lineage: Eukaryota; Dinophyceae; Suessiales; Symbiodiniaceae
Source: the annotation of a GenBank genome assembly
AGUUGUUUGCUUUCUGCGACGGAACGCCAUACGACUGUGCUGUCCCUUGGAGACUCUUUGGCCAUGUCUGAAGCCAAUAAGGAGGAGAUCGAGAAGUGCAAGCAGAUUGCGCAGGCGGCCUUAGCAGGAGGAGAUGCAGAAAAGGCCUCUCGCUUCUUACAAAAGGCCAAGCGCAUGUGUCCAACGGACACGUCUAUCGAUGAGCUGCUAGCUCAGGCUGCAGCUGGCGCGAGCGCGCCGCCCAGCAGCCCUGGUGCGGCCUCGCCUCCCCGCCACGCGCGGAGCGAGCCCGAUCUGGGCAGCGGGGUCCGGCACCGCACAGCGGCGAGCAGCGCGCCCACCAGCGGACCCAGCAACGUGCGAACCACCAAGGAUGGCAAGCAGUACACCUCCGAGCAGAUGCAGUUGGUGCAACGCAUCCUCCGCACUAAGGACUACUAUGACAUCCUUGAGGUUCCUAAAAAUGCCAGCGAGGAGGCCGCAAAGAAGGCUUACCGGAAGCUCGCCUUGAAACUCCACCCGGACAAGAACCAUGCCCCGGGCGCAGAUGAGGCCUUCAAGAAGCUCUCGAAGGCCUUUCAGUGCUUGACGGAUCCGGAGAAGAAGCAAGUCUACGACACCUACGGCGAUGAGGAUCGCAUGCCCCAGCAGCAGCGGCAUCACUACCAGCAGGACUUCAUGACCCCAGAGGACCUUUUUGCUGCCUUCUUCGGCGGUGGCCCCGCCUUUCACCAAGCUCACCAUGGGCGGCACCAUCACCACGACGAGGGGCAGAUGCAACGCGUGCAGAUCUUCCAAGCGCUGCCAGUGCUUUUGUUGGUGCUUUUGACCUUGGCCUCCAACUUUGCUAAAGAUGGUGGGAGCAAGUUUUCCUUUCAGCCGAACAACGCCUACCGGAACGAGCGCACCACCGCCAUGCUGAACGUGGCAUACUAUGUGACGGAUGACUUUGAGGAACACUAUUCUGAAGGAACGAAGAACUUGGCAGAGUUCGAUCGCCAGGUUGAGAUCUACCAUGUGCGCACCUUGCAUAGCGAUUGCGACUACCAGGAGAAGAAUCAGUACAAGAAGGUCUUAGCGGCAAAGCGAAGAGGCAGCCAAGAAGACCUUCAGGCUGCGCGAAACCUCCCGCGGCCCGCAUGCAAGGAGCUGGAGCGUGUGAAGAAGAAGUUUCCACAACUCUUCCGCUCUGCACUGUACAUGGGCGGCUACUGACCCUGCGGCAUGGAACCCGCGCGCACUGCGUGGAACCCGCGCGCACUGCGUGGAACCCGCGCACGGAACCUGGCCGCGUACGUUUUGCACGGCAGGCGCACGCAGGCACUCGGCAUGUUGGGUUCAUCACAAGGGUAACUUCUGUAAAGAGUCUCCAGUGGUGCAGGCCAGGGAGGCAUGUACGCGGCCACCAAGCGAGCCCAACGAAGCCUCGGUGGUGAUCAGGGUAUCCGAUCAGGUCUUGUCGGAGUCGCCUGGUAGCCAACUCUUGGUCCACUCCUUUGGUUCGAGAGUGUCCAGGCCGAAGGUCCCAACUGGGGGUUUCAUGGGGAAAUCCAGUUUUGUUGUACCCCCACUGUUGUUCUUUUGGUGAACCUGGCACCCACUUGGCCGCUGGGUCGCCGUAAUCAUCAGCCCCAGCCUUCUCGGCACCCGCCCACGCGGACGGGCUUCGCACCCGGUGCCGCCGACUGCGGCGAACUGGGCGGCUCUCCCCGGAGUGGAGGUGAAGCACGCCAAGACUCCAACAUAGGUCCACUUGCGUGUCACACAGGCGAGAUUUGGUCCAUUUUGCUUGAAGUGAAAAAUCCGAAUCGAA